UCCCUCACCUGGCGGCGGUAUGGCCGUGCGUGGCCGGGGCGGUGCCGGGGGCAGAGUCCAGCGAGGGAGCCGGCGGUGGCAGGAGCCCGGUACAGGCGCGGAAGAUGCCGCUGGGGCUGAGGGGCAAGAAGAAGGAUAAGUCCAAGGAGACCUCCAACCUGGUGGAGAGCGAGGCGCCGGCCCCGGCCCCGGCCCUCCCUCCCCCGGCAGCCAGCGCGUCGCGGCUGCAGUUCCACACGCAGCUGGCGCACGGCAGCCCCACGGGCCGGGUCGAGGGCUUCAGCAGCGCCCGCGAACUGUACGCCAAGAUCGCCGAGGCUUUCAGCAUCGACCCCGCCGAGAUCAUGUUUUGCACUUUGAACACUCAUAAAGCUGAUAUGGAAAAGCUCUUAGGUGCACAAAUUGGCCUCGAAGAUUUCAUAUUUGCCCAUGUAAAAGGACAACGAAAAGAAGUAGAAAUUCUUAAAACUGAUGAUGUGCUUGGACUUACCAUUACAGACAAUGGAACUGGCUGUGCGUUUAUUAAGAGAAUCAGAGAAGGUAGCCUUAUGGACCAAACCAAAAUGAUCUGCGUGGGUGAUCACAUAGAGACUAUAAAUGGAAAAAACGUGUCAGAUUGUCGGCAUUAUGAAGUUGCCAAAAUGCUAAAAGAUCUGGAGAAGGGUCAGGUGUUUAAGCUGCAGUUGAUAGAGCCUAUGAAAGCAUUUGAAAAGCUGGGACCAAGAUCCAAAGGUGGAGCUUUGACACAGGCGAAAAUCUCCAAAGGGAGAGAAACUCUUCGGCUGAGAACUAAAGGCCCUGCUACUGUGGAGGAAAUGCCAACUGAAGCUGAAGAAAAAGCAAUUAAAAAAGUGGAUGAGCUUCUUGAAACAUACAUGGGCAUAAGAGAUAUUGAAUUAGCUGCAACAAUGGUGGAAGCUGGAAGAGACAAGAAAAACCCAGAUGAAUUUGCAGUGGCAUUGGAUGAAACUCUUGGAGACUUUGCAUUUCCAGAUGAGUUCGUGUUUGAUGUAUGGGGAGCAAUAGGUGAUGCUAAGCAAGGACGACUGGAAUGAGAACUGUGCAGUUUAUCAAUCUCUAUUUGAAAGUACAAAAUUAUUUUCAAAUCUGUACAUCAGAAUAUUAAUACUUUUAUUGAUAUGAAUUCUGGAUGCUCUGUGUAGACAUUUUCCUAUCUCAAUCUUAUGCAAAGGAAGGCUUCUAGUGCAAAUAUGAAGAUAAGUUCUGACAACUGCACAUUUAAAACAAACAUUUAAUUUACAUGUGGAAAUCACUGUGAGGAGUGCAUCGAGGAGAAAUAUUUAUACAGAUGUUUUAUGAAAAUUAGGCAAUUUUUAUUGUACAUAAACUUUGAUACCAAUAUUCUGAAGGGGGUUAUACAUACACAAUAAAGACUGGAUUAUUUUCUC
Calypte anna (Anna's hummingbird) is the source of this 1409-nucleotide messenger RNA. It is a transcript of the gene GIPC2, whose product is annotated as GIPC PDZ domain containing family member 2. The record is from RefSeq and is a predicted model, not a curated record. The coding region runs from base 105 to 1055 and encodes 316 amino acids. The transcript has 6 exons. NCBI's taxonomy places the organism in Eukaryota, Metazoa, Chordata, Aves, Apodiformes, Trochilidae. Gene Ontology annotation, molecular function: protein binding.